CUUUCUUCUCUAUAAAUAUCCACACUCACUUAGCUUGUAUAGGAAAAAAAAAUCAAUAUAAUUUCAAUUCGAAAAACCAAAAACAAAAAAAAAACAAAAAAAAAAUGGCUGGAAAAAACACCAUAUUUGCUUUGGAAACUAUUGUUUUAACCAUUCUAAUUUUUAUCAUCCCUCGAGUUUUUUCUGAUGAUUCAAUCCCAAUUCCAGCUGAUAAAUCACAAUUAAAUAGUUGGUUUGAUGCAAAUGUUAAGCCAUUAGAUACAAGAAAAGAUACUUUGGACCCUGCCCUUGUAGCUGCUGAGGCUAAUAAAUCUAUCAUUAAGGUGAGGGCAGAUGGGAGUGGUGAUUUCAAGACUCUGACGGAUGCCAUCAAAAGCAUUCCAGAAGGGAAUAAAAGAAGAGUUAUUAUUUCAAUUGGAGGAGGAAAUUACACAGAAAAAGUCAAAAUUGAGAGGUCAAAGCCUUUCAUUACAUUAUAUGGAGACUCUAAGAAUGUCCCAAAUAUUAUCUUUAAUGCAACUGCAAAAGAAUAUAAUACUGUUGACAGUGCCACUGUGAUCGUUGAAUCAGAAUAUUUCAGCGCCGUUAAUAUCAACUUUGUGAAUUCUGCACCAAGACCAGAUGGGAAAAGGGAAUUAGCACAAGCAGCAGCAUUGAGGACAGGAGGAGACAAAGCAUCAUUAUAUAACUGUAAAAUGUAUGGAUUUCAAGACACCUUUUGUGAUGAUAGCGGCAAGCAUUUCUUCAAAGAUUGCUAUAUUGAAGGCACUGUUGAUUUCAUCUUUGGCAAUGGAAAAUCCUUAUAUCUGAACACAGAGAUGCAUGUAAUUCCAGGGGAUCCAAUGGCAAUGAUCACAGCUCAUGCAAGGGCUGUGGACAAUGUUGACAGUGGAUAUUCUUUUGUGCAUUGUAUGAUCACUGGAACAGGAAAUACAGCAUAUUUAGGAAGGGCAUGGAAGCCUUUCUCCAAAGUUGUUUUCUCAUACACUGAUAUGAGUGAUGUUGUUCAUCCUGAAGGAUGGUCUGAUAAUGGCAAAACAGAUUAUGACAAGUCGGUAUAUUACGGGGAAUACAAUAGCAAAGGAGCAGGAGCAACUAUGAAUCGUAGAGCUGGAUAUGUGAAGAAAUUAACUGAUGCAGAGAUAAAACCUUUUAUAUCCCUUGGCUAUAUUGAAGGCUCUAAGUGGCUGCUUCCUCCUGUAGCACUUUAGAUACUAUUAGGAAAUUAUAAGGACAUAGAAUUAAUGGUCCUAGCAAAAAAAAUUAGUUUAUUUUCUUGUUUUCAUUUUUAUUUUAUUAAUUUCUCAAUUUUUCAUGUAGCCCAUCCCAACUAAUAUGGGAUUGAGGCGUAGUUAUGAUUUCCAAAUUUUGACGUAGCCGAUCUCAAUUAGUUUGAGAUUGAGAACUAGUUAUUAUUUUUAUUUUUUGUGUAAAUUUUUAUGAUUAUCAAUAAAGAU
Messenger RNA from Lycium ferocissimum, 1457 nucleotides. Its product is annotated as pectinesterase 1-like. Gene Ontology annotation, biological process: cell wall modification. The transcript is spliced from 5 exons. The coding region runs from base 105 to 1211 and encodes 368 amino acids. Lineage: Eukaryota; Viridiplantae; Streptophyta; Magnoliopsida; Solanales; Solanaceae. Gene Ontology annotation, molecular function: pectinesterase activity. The record is from RefSeq and is a predicted model, not a curated record.